Peniophora sp. CBMAI 1063 is the source of this 1473-nucleotide messenger RNA. The record is from the annotation of a GenBank genome assembly. NCBI's taxonomy places the organism in Eukaryota, Fungi, Basidiomycota, Agaricomycetes, Russulales, Peniophoraceae.
AUGGGUCAACCCACGACUGCCAGCAACGCCGAUACCCUCACCGUGCGGGACAAUCGCACCGGCAAGACGUAUACCAUUCCGAUCACAGACAAUACCGUCGCCGCAACCGCGUUCAAGGCGAUUAAGGCGCCGCGGAAAGAGGGAGAACGCGAGGAGAACGAGACGGAGAAGGGCUUGCGAGUUGCAGACAAGGGAUUCCUCAACACAGCAGUCAUUCAGAGCACGAUCACAUACAUUGAUGGAGAGGCUGGAGUGUUGCGUUACAGGGGAUACCCCAUUGAGCAGCUCGCUGAAAAGUCUACGCACCUCGAGACCGCCUAUCUUCUCCUUUACGGCGAGUUGCCAAGCAAGGAGCAAUAUCAACUAUUCGAAACGGAGGUUCUGCACCACUCCGCUGUUCACGCAGACGCCGAGACGUUCUUCCGUUCGUUCCGCUACGAUGCGCACCCUAUGGCUAUGCUUACAUCCGCCUUCGCUUACCUCGGCUCAUACUAUUCGGAGGCAAACCCAUCAUUGCAAGGUCAAACACUCUUCACGAAGGGCAAUACUGUAUCGCUCGCCAACAUGGAUAAGCAGAUCUACAGGCUUCUAGGCAAGGCCACAACGCUCGCUGCCAUGGCAUACCGUGUUCGUCAGGGCCGCGAUUUCGUAGUACCGCCAACAGGCCUGAGCUACACUGGACAGUUCCUCUACAUGAUGGAUCACUUGGGCCAGGAAGACUUCCGCCCAUCGCCUGUGCUCGAGAAAGCCCUCGAUACGCUCUUCUUGCUCCAUGCGGACCAUGAACUCAAUGCCUCGGCGACGACGAUGCUGCAGACUGGUAGCUCAUUAGUAGACCCUUACUCCGCCAUUGCCGCUGCAUGCGCAUCACUCUACGGGCCACUCCAUGGCGGUGCAAACGAGGCAGUUAUCCGCAUGCUCAUCUCCAUAGGCAAGCCCGAGAAUGUCCCCGCUUUCCUCGAGGCCGUGAAGCGUCGGGAGAAGGUACUCUCCGGCUUCGGGCAUCGCGUCUACAAGACAUCCGACCCGCGCUCCUUCAUCAUCCGCCGCACGGCUGACGCGGUCUUUGCCGUGACCGGAAAAGACGAACUACUCGAGACAGCGAUGGCACUGCACGACGCAGCCAUCAAAGACGAGUACUUCACGUCGCGCAAGCUCGCUCCCAACGUCGACUUCUGGUCUGGAUUGAUAUAUCGGGCGAUGGGUUUCCCGCUGGACUUCUUCCCCGUCUUGUUCGCUGUACCCCGUGUUGCUGGAUGGCUUGCGCAUUGGCGACAGAUGAUGCUUCAGCAAGGCGGCGUCAAAAUUUGGCGACCCAGGCAAGUAUAUGUCGGGGCAGGGAAGAGGGAUUACGUCGGCUUCGAAGAGCGUCAAGCGACGAAAGGAUUGAAGAAAGAACCUACGCCAGUGCUCCACUCCGGAAUGACGAAGCGGACAGCCUUGGCUGACUUCAAGGGCAAGAGUAAGCUCUGA